UGGAGGCGGGGAUGGCGUGGCUGGACGUUACUACACGGGAGUUAGCUAGCUAGUGACUAUUUACUUUCACGUUAGUGCCAUGUUAUUAAGAAGGUAAACCCAGCACAGUAUCAACUCAAAGUUUGUUUAUCGACCUAUAAAUACGUCGUUUACUUUAAUCGAUGGUGAAUGUCCAGCAAACGUGUCAAAACGUGUGUAGAAAGAUGUGCAGCUAACGUUAGCCCAACGGUGUUGAUGGUAAUCUGCCUGUAAACACCUGGACUGCCAAACACAGAGAAGUGAAUGAAAAGCAACACGCCGUCAGGACCAUUUUACUUCUAGACCGAACCAUAAGAAAUGAGGAAGUGGAACUGGCGAGAAGGACAGCGACCGCACACGCGACAAGGUGCUGGUCAGCGCCGUGGAUGGCACCGAGGAAACCGACAGCAGUGGUAUGAACGUGAUGAUGCAGGGCCCUCACACAGACCAUCUCAGAAGCACCAUGCUAACCAACCUGCCUCACAUUCCUCUUCUUCCUUGCCUUCCUCGUCUUCUUCUAACGCCAGCAGUGCUGCACCAGAGCUGCCAGGUUUCUAUUUUGACCCAGAGAAAAACCGUUACUUCCGGCUGUUGCCCGGGCACAACAACUGUAACCCACUAACCAGAGAGCAACUACAACAAAAAGAAAGAGAGAAGGAGAGGAACAAGAUGUUGGCAGAAGAUGAAAACACAAGAAAAAAAGCACCAAGAAGAGGACUAAACACUUCGCUGCUACUUCAGAAACGACAUCUAGGUGUAUUACCUGAGCACUCCUAUUGCAGGCUCGUCCAUGAGGUGAAGGUCAGUGAAAUGAGACGCCACAAACUAGAGAUCCAGAGCACAGACAACAGCAUCUCAAACACCGACAACUUCAGACUCAUAGUGGGGGAUUCGGCGUGUGAGCGAGUGUUCACAGUCAACGAUGUCUCUCAUGGCGGCUGCAAGUAUGGCAUCAUGAACUUCAGCAGCAGCAGCAAGGGGUCUCUGUCUGUGGAAAUGUGUGAUAACCUCUACUUCACUAAUCGGAAGGUCAAUUCCAUCUGCUGGGCUUCGGUAAAUUACCCCGAUUCUCAUGUGUUGCUGUGUCUGGUGGGAGUAGCAGACACCCCUGGCUGCGUGAGUUUACUUCCUGCUUCCCUCUUCAGCAACUCCAACCCAGAUCAGCCUGGGAUGCUGUGCAGCUUUAAGAUAUCCUCAGCCUGGUCUUGUGCUUGGUGCCUCAACCCCCAGUUUGACAAGACGUUCAGCACUGGCCUGUCUCGUAGAGUGAUUGUGAAGGAUGCAGAGACGGGCAGAACACAGACGUACAGCGUCGGCAGUGAUGUCCUGGCUCAGCAGUUUGCCCUUAGGGUUCCUGUCCUGUUUAACGGUUGCAGAUCGGGGGAGAUCUUCAGCAUCGACCUCCGACAGCGCGGCCGCAGAGAUCACAGCUGGAAGGCCAGUCGCUUCCAUCAAGAGUCAGCCAUCACCUCUGUACGCGUCCUGCAGGAUGAGAACUACCUGCUGGCUGCUGACAUGCUGGGCCAGAUUAAGCUGUGGGAUGUGCGAGGCACAAAGCCAGUGCAGGAGUACAAAGGUCAUCAUAACGAGCAUGCCUACCUUCCCAUCCAUGUCAAUGAGUGUGAAGGGCUUUUGCUAGCAGUGGGUCAGGAUUGCUACACAAGGUUAUGGAGCCUUAAGGACGGUCAUCUAUUGAGAACCAUCCCAUCACCCCACCCGGCCGCAAACGACUUGAUCCCAAGUGUUGUGUUUUCAUCUAACCUGGGUGGCAGCAGGGGCCUCCCCGGGCUGCUCAUGGCUGUCAAACACGACCUCUAUUACUUCCCAUACAACACUGACUACCAAGAAUGAGGAGUGCUGAGGCCAGCUGUAUCACUGUGUAUUUGAGUGUGGCUGGGUAAAGAUGUUAUGUGACAACCAUUUACACUAAAUUUAGACUGAAGUGGUGACCUCAAAGAACUGCUUUUAAAUUUCAUGGGAGUUGCCUCAUCAUACACAUGAUCGUGUUUUUGUGCCAAAAGGAAAUGGAAGUGCUGCAUUCACAUGUGCACACCGGUACAGUUCGGUUUUCCUUACUGUUCUUUUUACAGAAGAAGUGCACUUAUUUUAAACACAGCUAACCUUGAUUGUUACUGGAAAUAAGGGUGCUGGGAUUGAAAUUUGAAAAUGAUGAUACUUUUUGUUUACUAAAUCAACAUGUUUUAUAGUCUUUGUUGAUUCCCAGUAAAGUUUAUUAAAAACCUUA
Molecule: messenger RNA, 2263 nt
Organism: Maylandia zebra (zebra mbuna)
Lineage: Eukaryota; Metazoa; Chordata; Actinopteri; Cichliformes; Cichlidae
Gene: wdr21
Product: WD repeat domain 21
Cellular component (GO): Cul4-RING E3 ubiquitin ligase complex
Molecular function (GO): protein binding
Source: RefSeq, a predicted model, not a curated record